Messenger RNA from Oncorhynchus keta (chum salmon), 2131 nucleotides. RefSeq names its product ubiquitin-conjugating enzyme E2 G1-like. NCBI's taxonomy places the organism in Eukaryota, Metazoa, Chordata, Actinopteri, Salmoniformes, Salmonidae. Gene Ontology annotation, molecular function: ubiquitin conjugating enzyme activity. The transcript has 5 exons. Gene Ontology annotation, biological process: proteasome-mediated ubiquitin-dependent protein catabolic process; protein polyubiquitination. The record is from RefSeq and is a predicted model, not a curated record. The coding region runs from base 235 to 744 and encodes 169 amino acids.
CCUCCCUCCCUCUGGACGACUAGUGCGCAUGCGGGGUAUGGGGAUGUUGCUGGCCUCGCUGUCGGAAGCUGUGCCUCUCUGUGUGAAACGAUCAAUAAGGCCUUGUUGAAAACAUCGGUAACAAGCUAGCUUGGGUCUCUCUCUCUCUCUCUCUCUCCAAUUCUUUGUUCUGUUCUAUUUUAUGUUAGAGGCAGUUCAGCUCGUUGUCUUUAUAGGGAGGCUAAUCCACGUAAAAUGACCGAUCAAUCAUCCCUGUUGCUUCGAAAACAACUGGCAGAGCUCAACAAGAACCCUGUGGAGGGAUUUUCUGCCGGUCUCAUAGACGAUGAUAACAUCCAUCAGUGGGAGGUGGUUGUUAUUGGCCCGCAAGAUACAUUAUUCGAGGGUGGUUUCUUUAAAGCCUACUUGACCUUUCCCCUUGACUACCCACAUAGGCCUCCGAAGAUGAAGUUCAUCACAGAAAUAUGGCAUCCCAAUGUUGCAAAGAACGGUGACGUGUGUAUCUCCAUUCUGCACGAGCCCGGAGAGGACAAGUUUGGCUAUGAGAAGCCUGAGGAGCGCUGGCUGCCCAUUCACACUGUAGAGACCAUCAUGAUCAGUGUCAUCUCCAUGCUGGCCGACCCGAACGGCGACUCACCCGCCAAUGUGGACGCAGCCAAAGAAUGGAGAGAGGAUCCUUGUGGAGAGUUCAAGAGGAAGGUGGCUCGCUGUGUACGAAAGAGUCAGGAGAUGGCGUUUGACUAGGCGCCACUCCCCCACCAUUGCCACACACCCAGUGAGUACCUUUCUGGAUCCACACAGCGCUCAACUAUAAUCUCACGUUGCAGAAAUUGAGACCCAUUCAGUGCCUUGGCUGGAUAGUACAUCUUCAAUGUUUUGUUUCCCUAUCAGUCUUGAUGCUUUAUCGUUUCCCUUGAUUUAUAUUUUGUCUGCAAGCUAAUUGUUAUUUUUUUAUUUUUUAGCUAGAAUUUUAACAUCGGGAGAUCGAUCAUGUCACUCUUCAAUAAAGACUUUUGCACCAGUGCUCUGCUCUUAGGAAGAUGUGGAAUAAAAAGCCAGCCCUUUUUUCUUUAGUUGUGUAAAUAGGGUCGUCUCAUUUCUUCUGUGGAUGUGUGGAGGAAAAAACAUCCCUUCAUGCUCAUUGCCCAGUUCUCACUUUAGACGUAUUUAUUUAAAUGAUUAUGACAACUCAAGAUGCAUGCUUUUGUUUUGAAGAGCUUCUUUAUUUUCAACCUGCCACUGAGCCAUCUACUUUCGACUUGUCUCUUAUGCAAUUGUGGUCAAUGAAGAGAUUACUAACCAACAAUGGCUUUCGUUGCCCCCGUUCUUUACAUAUGGAAGCCCAUUCCUUCCAAAGUGUUCUGCAAAGUCCUUUCUCUCAAAAGGGUUAAUACACUCUGCUGCCUUAAGUUGUUUUCCUGUGAGCUAAGGAAACAGUCUCCAGCGAUGUCUGGUUUCUUCCAUUUUUGAUCAAUCAUUUUUUGGGGAUAAACAAACCUAAGAAUAUUAGCAUGAGGAAAAUAAUAUUUUUUUUGUAAUAAAGAUCUCCGCUCUAAUUGUAUAUGUAAAUAUUAUGUACUAUAGAUCAAGUUAUGUCUUUUUGGUUUUCCCCUUCAUGUGAAGUUUGUACACUUGAGUUUCCUGUCUAGGAUAUUUUCAGGGACAUGUGUUCAGUGUCAUCUAUCCUUGUGAGAAUAAUUAUUUAAGCUUCGGUCACCCGUGAACAUCUCCAGAAAGAAGUAAUCACAUUUCAGAUGGUUGUCUUUUGUUUCGUCUCAAGAAUGUGAAUAAGGUGAUGCCAGUUCUGGUUGAAUGUCCACACCAGUAUUGCCCUUUUUCUCCUGUGGAAGCAGAUUACACUAGCCCUUUGCAACAGCACAAUUUCUAUCUACGAGGAGAUGCUUUUGAGUCUUACGCAAGUUAUUCAUGCAAUGCAAAGGAUCAAAAUAAUGAAAGUGGUGAUGGAUUGUUAGAACAAGCAAUAAGACUUGUCGCUCAAUAGUUUAACUGAUAGUACCAAUAGUUAUACCUAUUCACCUGUGUGGAGUGAAGACUGGCAUGAGUUGUGAAAUCACAGGUUUUUACACCCACAUUGUUUAACUUGAGUCCAAUAAAGUUUUUAAAACUGUAA